GCGGUCACGCUGUUGGUUCUUCUGUCACGAGCUUUAUCCAAGCCGCGGAGUGGAGGCAGGCGAAUUAGAUCGGACAUCAAUUAUACAGGACAUCGUAUUUACCACAUUUAGUUCGUGAUAAAGAGAGCAGGGCUUUACUUUCGUAUCGCUGGUUGACAAUUCUCAAGACUCCCUACUAAGUUAUUCCGGUCAACCGGUGAUGUAUUCCAGUAUUUGAAUGAUAUUGCUAGCCAGCUAGCUAGCUAGCUGUUAAGCUAGCUUUACGGUGCGUGACUCGAAGUAACUUAACGUUAUACUGUCGGACGUUAUUUUCUUUAACACAUCUGACUGCGUUAAUCGCAGAGACAUCUAAAUAGUGGUGAUUUAACCUAAGUGAAUUAUUACUGUACGUGUUACACGCGUCGCCUGUUAUCCUAGCUAGAAAAGGAUUGAAUGAAAUAACGUUAGCUUGCCAUAGCCAGCGGAAACGAACCAGUUAACAGGGAUAACGUUAACUUAUCCUGCUGCUGGUUGAUCCACUGCCAUCCGGCUGAUCUAGCAAAUGCUAUCAGAGCUAGCCACCCACAAGCAUACAGUGAGUUUGGUAGGUAACACUCAAAAGUUGUAGCCAACGACUGGAACUGCGGAGUAGCUAUCGUCAGCUAACGUUAACGUUACUACUACACGUCAAGUUGGCCAUCUUCCACUCCAGUCCAGUGUGAAAAGCUGACCGACGUAAGUUCAUUUUACGGAUAAGGCCGGAGUGAGGACAGAAACCUGCAAAAAUGCCGGCUGUGUCGAAAGGAGAUGGAAUGCGCGGAUUAGCUGUUUUCAUUUCGGACAUCAGAAAUUGUAAGAGCAAGGAAGCCGAGAUCAAACGGAUCAAUAAAGAGCUGGCCAACAUUCGCUCCAAGUUUAAAGGGGAUAAGGCUCUGGAUGGCUACAGCAAGAAGAAGUAUGUCUGCAAGCUGCUCUUCAUCUUCCUGCUUGGCCAUGACAUUGACUUUGGACACAUGGAGGCAGUCAACCUGCUGAGCUCCAACAAGUACACAGAGAAACAGAUUGGCUACCUGUUCAUCUCAGUGUUGGUAAACAGCAACAGCGAGCUGAUCCGUCUGAUCAACAACGCCAUCAAGAACGACCUUUCCAGCCGCAACCCCACCUUCAUGUGCCUGGCGCUUCACUGUAUCGCGAACGUGGGAAGCCGUGAAAUGGCUGAGGCCUUUGCCAGUGAGAUCCCUCGGAUCCUGGUUGCUGGUGAUACGAUGGACAGUGUGAAACAGUCAGCGGCCCUGUGCCUGCUGCGGCUCUAUAAGACCUCUCCUGACUUGGUGCUGAUGGGUGAGUGGACAUCGCGCGUGGUGCACCUGCUCAACGACCAACACAUGGGUGUGGUGACAGCAGCAAUCUCCCUCAUCACCUGUCUGAGCCAGAAGAAUCCAGAUGAGUUCAAGACCUGUGUUUCCCUGGCCGUUUCCCGACUCAGCAGGAUUGUGUCGUCGGCCUCCACUGACCUACAGGAUUACACCUACUACUUUGUCCCGGCGCCGUGGCUCUCCUGCAAGCUGCUGCGCCUGCUGCAGUGCUACCCUCCACCAGAAGAUGGUGCUGUCAAGGGCCGCCUGGUAGAGUGUCUGGAGACCAUCCUCAAUAAGGCCCAGGAGCCACCCAAGUCCAAGAAGGUGCAGCACUCCAAUGCCAAGAAUGCGAUCUUGUUUGAGGCUAUCUCACUUAUCAUCCACUAUGACAGUGAGCCAAACUUGCUGGUGCGAGCCUGUAACCAACUGGGUCAGUUCCUGCAGCACAGAGAGACUAACCUGCGCUACCUUGCUCUGGAGAGCAUGUGCACUCUGGCCAGCUCUGAGUUUUCCCAUGAAGCAGUCAAGACGCACAUCGAGACCGUCAUCAACGCCCUCAAGACUGAGCGGGACGUGAGUGUUCGACAGAGGGCAGCUGAUCUGCUGUAUGCCAUGUGUGAUCGAAGCAACGCCAAGCAGAUCGUAGCUGAGAUGCUCAGCUACCUUGAGACAGCAGACUAUUCCAUCAGAGAGGAGAUGGUGCUGAAAGUGGCCAUACUUGCAGAAAAGUAUGCUGUGGAUUACUCCUGGUACGUGGACACUAUUCUCAACCUCAUCCGCAUUGCUGGCGACUAUGUCAGCGAGGAGGUGUGGUAUCGCGUCAUUCAGAUCGUCAUCAACCGAGACGAUGUGCAGGGCUACGCCGCCAAGACGGUCUUUGAGGCCUUGCAGGCCCCUGCCUGCCAUGAGAACAUGGUGAAGGUUGGGGGCUACAUCCUGGGAGAGUUUGGUAACCUUAUUGCUGGUGACCCACGCUCCAGCCCCCUGGUCCAGUUCAACCUUCUCCACUCCAAGUUCCAUCUGUGCUCUGUGCCGACUCGUGCCCUGCUGCUGUCAGCCUACAUCAAGUUUAUCAACCUGUUCCCAGAGACCAAGGCCACCAUCCAAGAGGUGCUGCGCUGUGACAGCCAGAUCCGCAACUCGGACGUGGAGUUGCAGCAGCGUGCUGUGGAGUACCUGAAGCUUUCUUCCAUUGCUAGCACUGAUGUCCUGGCCACUGUCCUGGAAGAGAUGCCUCCCUUCCCAGAGAGGGAGUCAUCAAUCCUGGCUAAGCUGAAGAAGAAGAAAGGGCCCGGUGCUGUGUCAGUGACAGAGCUGGAAGAUAGCAAAAGGGAGGGCGGGGAGUUGAAUGGAGGGUCUGACCGAGGCCCAGACACAGCAGCCAUGGCUUCCUCCAACGCUUCCACCCCAUCACCAUCAGCAGACCUCCUCGGAAUUCGUUCUGCUGCUCCCCUCGGUGCUGCUCCGACCACCGCUGGCAGCUUAUUGGUGGAUGUGUUCUCAGAGGCGGGGCCUGCCGCACCCUCUCCUGCUGUGAAUGACGACGGCUUCCUAAGAGAUCUGGAACAGCCCACCGAGACCUCUGAUUCCCUAUUGGUGGAGGGUUCUGGUGACUCGGACUCUGCUCCUCCCUCUGAGGAUCCUGCUCCUCCUCUGUCUGAGGCAGACGAACUUCUCAACAAGUUUGUGUGCAAGAACAACGGAGUUCUGUUUGAGAAUCAGCUUCUACAGAUUGGCAUCAAGUCAGAGUAUCGUCAGAAUUUGGGGAGAAUGUACUUAUUCUACGGGAACAAGACGUCAGUGCAGUUUGCCAGCUUCACUACCACAGUCAGCUGUCCUGGGGAGCUGCAGUCUCAGCUCAACGUUCAGACCAAACAAGUGGAGCCGCUGGUAGAGGGUGGAGCGCAGAUCCAGCAGGUCCUCAACAUCGAGUGUCUGACCGACUUCUCUGACGCCCCGCUGCUCAACAUCAAAUUCAGAUAUGGUGGAGCUCUGCAGAACCUGACACUCAAGCUGCCUGUGACCAUCAACAAGUUCUUCCAGCCAACUGAGAUGUCCUCACAUGACUUCUUCCAGCGCUGGAAACAGCUUAGCCAGCCUCAGCAAGAAGCACAGAAGAUAUUCAAGGCCAACCACAGCAUGGACACCGAAGUACUCAAGGCCAAGCUACUAGGACUAGGAUCGGCCCUGCUGGACAACGUCGAUCCCAACCCAGAGAACUACGUGUGUGCUGGAGUGAUCCAGACCAAGAGCCAGCAGGUUGGCUGUCUGCUUAGACUGGAGCCUAACGCCCAGGCGCAGAUGUACCGUCUGACUCUGCGCUGCAGCAAGGACUCUGUUUCCAGACGUCUCUGCGAGCUGCUGGCCCAACAGUUCUAGAGUCCAGACCUCUACCGUGACCAGUACUCCCACCAUCCCCACCAGCGACCCCUCCCUCGAGCCCUCCUGCCACAUCUCUCCUCCUCCCUCCAACAAAGAAUCUUUGAGUAAAAAAAAGGUGUGACCUACAUAAGGGAAAAAGCAGCCACUGCUAGCAGCAGCGGCGAUAUUAUUGUCAUUAUUCUUGUCCCAGAUUCUGAUUCCAGUUCAUCUUCUACUUGUUUAUUAACAUGAUGCUCUUGUUUUUGUUGGUGUUUACCUGUGUAGCUGGUGUGUGUGUGUGUGGGUGGCCAGAGUGUGUGUGUGUGUGUGGGGGGGGGGGGGGCAGAGUGUGUGUGUGUGUGUGUGUGUGUGCGCGCGCGUCCCAUGGGUGUACUAGGGUCCCAUCUGACUGCUUUGUAAUACUGAUGCUAUGUGUGUGUGCGCGCGCGUGUGUAUGCGCACGAGCACACACGCGGGCAUGCUUGACGUUUCAUUUGAAUUGGUAGAACAGUCUUUGAGGUCAAAUGGGUGAAGCUGUUCACAUGCACUCAACCCCUCCCUACACACACACACACACACACACACACACACACACACACACACACACACACACACACACACACACACACACACACACAGGUAUAAGGCCAUCAUGAUUCCUUGUGGUUAUGGUGGAACCCCCUAAUGAAGUGAGACCUGAGGGUCCAGCAUUCUGAUCUCUGCUGCUUCUGCCCACUCAUUUUCAUCAAGCAUUCCCAGUGGAAAUGCACUUAAGGCGUUGGGAUCCUCUCUGAGACCCUCCGGCGGGGAGCCCUCUUACUCUUCCUCUCCUGUGAGGAGGAGCCCUUCAUUUCAGUGAGCUAGUACACGUUUAUGUUAUUGAUGUGUGUGUGUGUGUGUAAAUAUGUGCCAGUGUAUUACUUUAUUUUAUACAUUCCCAUCGUGCUUGUGUAGAACGCCUGUGAUUAUCUAGCCCAAGCCACCCUAUAUAGGAGAAUAUAUAUAUAUAUGAGGAUGGCAGAGAAUGGACACUACGUAGACGAGGGCACAGGGACAACACUUGCAGUGUAAAAAACAUUUGAGUAAGUCUCAUUCACUGCCCGCCUUGGAGAUGGUUCCAGGUGCUUGCCACUGGAAAAGCCUAGGGAAGGGUCCCUUGUGCUGCUCUUUAUUGGAGGCGUGGAACGUAAUCAGAUGUACACCUGGCAAGCAGACCACAUAGUGCCAGUCAGUGUAGUCUUUUCUCCUGUAAAACUGGAGCAUUCUUUUUGAAAACUCACCUUCUCAGGUGAGAUUGGUGUUUUACUUUAAGCAUGCUCAGCACACUUAGUUUUACAAGAGAGAAGACUUCAGUGACGAGGACUAACUGGGUAUGGCUCCCCACUUCUGAAAAAGAGUAGUGCACAGCUGCGUCCCUGAGCUUUUCAAUGGGAAGCUCUGGGACCGAGGACAAGACAGACCCAAACGGAGGUGACAACAUUUUAGAGCUUUCAUGGCUCCAGAGGAUGCUGGUACUGGCUCGGGUUGCUGCAUCAGUGUCUAUAUGGAGUCCUAUUGGUUUGCACAGCCUUAAGCGUGAUCAGAAAAGGGCACAGAUAGGUGCACCAUGAGCAUCUAAAGGAUAUAACAGUUUUGUAGUCAGACAGCGAUGCAGCUAAAUCCAGCACCAACAUAGGUGUGAGCUAGUUCCAUCCCAGGCUGGACAGGGAGAUCGGUCUGACAUAUGUAUAUGCACAUUCAUAUCCCUGCUUCUGCAGCCAAGCAUUUAUAGAAGAGAUCAACGCCAACAAAUCAGAUGCAGUGCACACAACCACUACAGUAAAUGGUUAGAGAACACUGAGAUGUUCAGCGACCUCACAAUAUUUAGAUCCAUGCUUGCACAGCUUUCUAACUCUUCCCGGGCUUCCUCUCACGCACAAGCACUGAUGUGGGAGAGGACAGGAUGCAAGACACCCAGAUGUCCAUUACAGCUACAGGGGAUAUGUGUGUGAAUGUGAGUGUGGCUGUAAGCAGGUAAGAAAAAGCGAUAAAAAGCCUAAAGACAUUUCUAAUACAUGGUCACAUUACAUUCUGUGGCUGCACGGCAAUCACAGGACAUUGAACUUCGUAGUGGAAAAUUUAGUCAUUCUGUCAUUCUGUGAGUGUGUGUGUAUGUGAGUUUGUGUGUCUGCAGUAUCCACUAGCUAAUGCAGCCUCAUGUAUCGGUGUUAAGAACCUGUCCAAUACCUGUGUUAGAAUUAAGAUUUACUCUGUAAUGAAAAAAUGUGAAAGUAAAACUAUGCCAUAUAUCCGA
Micropterus salmoides (largemouth bass) is the source of this 5991-nucleotide messenger RNA. It is a transcript of the gene ap2a1, whose product is annotated as adaptor related protein complex 2 subunit alpha 1. Bases 765 to 3716 code for a protein of 983 amino acids. NCBI's taxonomy places the organism in Eukaryota, Metazoa, Chordata, Actinopteri, Centrarchiformes, Centrarchidae. Gene Ontology annotation, cellular component: AP-2 adaptor complex; membrane coat. Gene Ontology annotation, molecular function: clathrin-cargo adaptor activity. The transcript has 22 exons. Gene Ontology annotation, biological process: clathrin-dependent endocytosis; intracellular protein transport. The record is from RefSeq and is a predicted model, not a curated record.